Messenger RNA from Aspergillus ibericus CBS 121593, 3699 nucleotides. Its product is annotated as putative histone deacetylase complex subunit (Hos4). NCBI's taxonomy places the organism in Eukaryota, Fungi, Ascomycota, Eurotiomycetes, Eurotiales, Aspergillaceae. The record is from RefSeq and is a predicted model, not a curated record. Gene Ontology annotation, molecular function: protein binding. Bases 1 to 3699 code for a protein of 1232 amino acids. The transcript is spliced from 2 exons.
AUGAGUGAUGUCGAGGCUGUCUCCUCCCUGCCAGCUUCCCUGGAUCCCGGACAAAGCGCUUUUGCUGUCAAGGUGAAUCACCAGUCUACCUUGGGUCACCCACCUUCCAAGAGAGCCACCCCCCCGGUUGCUCAGGAAGAGGAUGUUCCCGCCAAAGAGGUAGAUCCUGCUGUCGGGGACGGCGAUGGGCCACCGAGCCCCAAGGCUGACUCGGAGGCAGAAACCAUAAUCCAAUCGGGCCGUGAAUCUUUGUCGCCUGAGAAGAGACGGAAGUUUAUAAAGCAUGAGCCGAAACGACGUGAUGAUGCAAAUGACCAUGUUGAUGCCGCAGAGAGCGAACUUCCACCUAAUGAUUUGCAUGUGAGAAAGAUAAAGUCGGUGGAUGGGGAUGUGCCCAGCGACCGCGACCGUCCGGUGCGCCCGGCAAGCCCUCUGCGGAGGGUGGGGUCGCCCGCCAUCGUCAAGAUUGAGAAGACCGAGGAACCUCAGGCGGUCCCGAGUAAAGUCGAACCAUCACAGCCGAUAACUUCCGCACCCAGAACAUCAAGAAAGCGCAGCUUCAGCGAGAGCGUCGACGGGGAGGCGGAUGCUCGCCGGAAUGCCCGCCAACAUCAUUCGGCAGCCCCUCGCGAUCGUGAGCGACGGGAUUUGAACGGGAUCUCUCUCCCUCGUCCGACACCGAAUGAUCGAUCGGUCUCACCGGUUCGUGCUCACAAGCGGACAGCAUCUGGUCCUCAACUCGGCAGCGAUCUGCACAGGAAGAGGAAGGCUCCUACCCCACUCAUCUCAGGGGUGCAGCGGCAAAGCUCGGAAGACCGACAGUCCGUGUCAUCUUCGACGAGUGGAUCUCCAUUACCCAGUGCCUAUGUACGGAAGGUUGCAUCCGUCGAUGGUGCGUCCGCGUCUCCUGCAAGGCCAACCGGCCACAAGAAGCAGCGGGAUCAGAAUGGCCGAACCCGUCUGGCACGUGCCUGUGCUGCCCAGGAGUUGGAUGUCGCGAUUGCACGACAUGCUGAACGCCCAGAGGAUCUCAAUGUGGCCGACAAUGCAGGCAAUACGCCGCUCCAGAUUGCCUCCCUCGAAGGCUGUGCAUCUAUUGUCAAGUUUUUGUUGGAGGCUGGCUGUGAGGUAGAAACCAGGAACAUUGACCGGGACACCCCGUUAAUCGAUGCUGUUGAAAACGGGCACCUGGACGUUGUCAAGCUCUUGCUUCAGGCCGGUGCCAAUCCUCGCGCAGUCAAUGCCGAAGGCGACGAGCCAAGUGAUUUGAUUCCUUCAGACUCAGAGGACUUUGACGAGAUCCGACGAGUCCUCGAAGAAGCCAAGGCUAACCCCCGCCCGAGUCGUCGCUCGGAGGAACAAACCAGCUCUGGAAAUAGGGAAUUGCCUUCACGCCGGGUCACGGUUAACAGCCCGCGUGAAUCACCACCAGUUAGUGGACAGCGGAGUCCGCCCUUUUCCGGUCUCACGAGCAAACGAAAAAGUGUACGGAGUGAGGCUACUCGGAACGACCUGUUGUGGACCAAGGCUACUCCUGAGAACUUACAAGCAUUCGCCGCGAAGGGUGACAUGGCCGGAGUGGCGAACAUCCUCAAUGUCGGGCAAAGGGCUGACGCUGAAUCUAUGAUCGCUGCCGCCAAGGGUGGUCACGAUGAAGUGCUAUCUCUCUUACUCGGCAUGGGCGAUGCGGAUCCUGAUCCCGAUCCGGUUCAGAGCGGCACCCAGAAGCCAGGAUACAAUACGCCCAUGUUGGCUGCGAUCGGCCGAGGCAACCUUCCCGUCAUCAAACUCCUACUUGCUCAGCCUAGUUUUGAUCCGACCCGUCGUCUUUACAAGGACCGUACCUACUUCGAGCUGUCUCGGGAUCGCAGAGCCGAUAACUGGGAAGAGGAAUACGACUGUCUGCGUGAGGCAUACGACGAAUACCGAAGCAAGAAGCAACGAAAAGGCGAGUUUUCAUCCCCGCGACGAGUCCGUGAGAAGGAGAAGGAACGCAAACGAGCCGGUCGCCGAGAAUCACCGUCUCCUGUCGGUCGGCCUCGGAAAGCAGUUGGGAGCCCCGUCCGGCGGGAUUCUUCCAAGGACGCGCUGUCCAAGGAGCGCAGGAGGGAAGCUAUGGCACACGCCAAGGAAAAGCCUAGUGUGGCUCGGCCAAAGGUUGUCCAUGUUGCCCCGGAUCAUGACACGCCGCGGUUCGACCCAGCCCGAUCAAAGGGGGCUCCUACGAGGGAAGGUGAUUCUACUCGAGGCGAUGAGGCCCCUAAAAGGAGACGAUUAAUUGCUGGACGACCACCGGAUCGUGACAGGAGGGUACCCAGCGUGCCUCCAACUGACUCUAUGCCGGGGAGAGAUGACAAUGCCAGAGCGCGCACCGAUCAUCCCGAUUCUGCCACCUCAAAGCCUGGGCCACCGCCUCUGAAACGCGGACGCAGCAGUGUGAGUCCGGACCGGCCUCGGUCUCGAGAUACCGAGGCUGAGCGGCAUCCUCGCGACAUGCAAAAGAAGAAGCGGCGCGUAUUGUCAGAGGACGGCACGCCAAACAUCACCAACGGAGGCGUGAAGAAAAGUCAGACAACCUCGGAGGACCUCAAGGUUGUGUCCCGCCACAAAGACGACCACCAUGUCAUCGAAACCAAACGAGACCAUUCGCGGGAACCUGACGCUCCGUCAAAGGCGACCGAGCGGAAUCCUGUCAAGGAGGAGCAGGAGAAGCACGAGACCCAUGAUCUUGAAGAUAUUCCUAUGGAGGAUUCGACAAGCGCCGCGGAGGCUGAAGCUGAAGCGCGUCGGCAGAAGGAAGCCCAGAAAGCUGCAGAAGAGCGACAGGCCGAGGAAGCACGGAUCGCUGCAGAGUCAGAAAGAGCGCGUGUGGAAGAGGAGGAGCGGACUGUCCGAGAAGCUCGGCUUGCCCAGGAGAAGGCUGCAGAAGAGGAGCGGAAGCGGCAAGAGGCGGAGCAACGGCGGAUCAAGCAAGCCGAGGACGAGCGCCAGAGGCGUCUCGAACAGGAAAGGCAGCGCCUCGCGAAACUGCGCAGGGAGCAGGAAGAGCAGGAACAACGCCGACGCGAUGCUCUCCCCAGCCGACUCCGAGCUGCAGCCAAUCUAGUGGGCUCGAACGAUCCCCAGGCGAAGAGCCAUGUCUGGCUCAAGAAGUUCAUGCCCGUGGUCACUGCUGAAACCCAGCAACUUGACCCGUCUUGUGGAGCGGCCGUGGCUGACGACAAAUGGAUUCCGAACUACCUCGUCGCACCCUUACUGGCGACGAAUGAUCUUCAGCUGUCUCAGUAUGCCAGCUGGGAGAAGCGCCAGGCGACGCCCACGCAGCGGAUGAACCUGUGGCGCGUCACGCGAAGGAUGCUGGUUCAAGCGGAGGAGACGGAGUUUCUCAGUUCUUCCUUUGAACAGAUCAUGCAGAAGGAUAGUGAAGCACGGCCCAAAUACUUUGAGAUGGAGCAUGUAUUCUGGGUGAAGCUAUCCGAUUUCAUGGAUCUUGUUCCACAUAUACCGCACCUUCAUGGGUUGGACAUACAGUUGCUGAAGAUGCAUAUUGACCAGGAACCCAAGCCGCAGCCGGUGCUUGAGUUGCCGCCGGCGAAUGGGCAUAUCUCUGGCGGGCAUAUCGAGGAGGCGCCAGGGCUUUUGGGAGGAACCGGGUUGACUAACGGCUAUGGACACAGCCGGGCUAGUACAUACGUCUAA